This is a messenger RNA of Fusarium falciforme, 1659 nucleotides long. RefSeq names its product Fe2OG dioxygenase domain-containing protein. The transcript has 3 exons. The record is from RefSeq and is a predicted model, not a curated record. Lineage: Eukaryota; Fungi; Ascomycota; Sordariomycetes; Hypocreales; Nectriaceae. Bases 1 to 1659 code for a protein of 552 amino acids.
AUGCAUACGUUUAAGCUUCUCCUCGUCGCAAGCGCCGCCCUGCAGGCCGCCGCUCAGACUCGAAUCCCAACCGAGACCGGCGUCAUCUCGGAACCGCCGUUGGAGAGCCUCGGCAUCGGCACAGCAUGCGCGACCGUUAUAUCGUCGUUCGCCGCCGACGCGACCGACGCCCCCGUCCCCGACAGGUCCAUCUCCAACAUUGCUAUGGCCUUUGCACUGGGUCGCAUGUAUAACACCGAAGACCCUUGUAAGCUCCCAACCAUCACGGAGCGCGACUCGGCCAGCGCUUUUACGGCAUGGGCAUCUAGCUACACCGAGUGGCAGAGUGACCAGAUCCCCGAUUACCGGCAGGUGUGGACAGCAUGCAGUGAUGAGCCGCUGGUUUCAGAGAUUAUUCCUAUUGGAUCGAGUGUGUGUAGUAAUCUCGCUGCUGAGAUUACAGGGGGCUCUGGGUCGAACAACGAUGGGGACAACGAUGACGAUGACGACAGUGAGGAUAGCGGCAGUGACGGGGAUAGACGCAACUCCGAUGACGACAACGAUGAUUCGAACAGCAAUGAUAAUGAUCAGGGAAGUGAUAAUGAUGAUGGGAACACUGGCCUUCAGCAGGCCGUACCUGUCUUGUCGGCUGCUGUGGUGGCUGGCCUAAUCAUUAACCAAACCUCCGGGGAGAUACUACUCACCCAGCUCCAAGAUGCAAUCACGCAGUACGAUAUUACUGCCAAAUUCUCCUGCAGCGGAUCCCUUGACAUUAGCUACACCAAGCCUAAUAGGUUUGACAAGGCAGAAAAGCCAACAUGCCCCGAGCCUGCCAUAUUCUGGCAUCAGGACAAAGUAGGCAAGCGCCUUACUCUCGCCGGCUGCUACACCAAUCCAAAGCCUUGGGAAAAUAGUCUGGAUGAGUUGGUGGAAGAUUGCCGACCCGCCACUUUCGGACGCGACGGCAAAGAUGUGUUGGAUGAAAAGAUCCGCAAGGCCGGGGCGAUGGAAGCCAGCUGCUUUGCAACCAAUUUUAACCCUUACGACUGUGGCAUUUUGGACGCCAUUGGCCGUGAACUCCUGCCCAACAUCGUCAGAGCAGGAAAGCAACAAGCCGUGGAUCGGUGGGGUGUUCUGGCCAAGCUCUAUAAGCUGAACGUGUAUUCCGCCCCAUCAGGCAUGUUCAAACCGCACGUCGAUACUCCCUGUGGGCACACUCACUUUGGUUCGCUCGUGGUAGCACUGCCAACGACGUAUGAAGCCGGACAUCGCGUCACGCUCACUUACGAACUCUGGGUUGUCGACUACCUUGGCGGCCUUACCCAACCUCAAGCCAAAACACCAGGUUCAGCACUCUACGCUAUCUAUGAAAGGACCAAAGCCAUGCUCUCAUGCCCACAUCUACUCAGGCACGGCGGGGUUAUCGGGUACUGGUGCGCGUACCAGUACCCUGAGAGAUUUGUUGGUACAGAGUACUACGAGCGCUAUCUGCACACCCUUAAAGGCGUCGAUGCCGCCACUUUUGUGGUCUUUAGAUCUCUCGGGCUCACUGUGCACAUCAAGCCCUUUGACGCUGGACAAACCAUCGGUACCGUCGAUCAACGAACACGAUUUGGCUGUCUUCUUUCCACAGAACGAAAUCUUGAAGAAGCAGAGAUCAAGGUAGGCACAGGUUUCUAG